This is a messenger RNA of Mesorhabditis belari, 1314 nucleotides long. Lineage: Eukaryota; Metazoa; Nematoda; Chromadorea; Rhabditida; Rhabditidae. The record is from the annotation of a GenBank genome assembly.
AUGAAUUUAUUACAAUGGCAUGGUCCUGCAGUAAAAAAGCUUCUCGGCUGGAAACAAGGAGACGAAGAAGAGAAAUGGGCCGAGCGAGCGAUCGACUCUUUGGUGAAAAAGUUAAAGAAAAAGAAAAAAGGAGAUGGCGAGGGAACGGUUGAAGAUCUUGAAUGGGCAUUAGCGAAUCCAUCGUCUACAAGUCGAUGCGUGACGAUUCCGAGAAGUCUUGAUGGCCGUUUACAGGUUUCUCAUAAAAAGGGCUUACCACAUGUGAUUUAUUGCAAAGUUUGGCGAUGGCCCGAUCUGCACAGCCACCAGGAGCUCAGAGCUGCACCCGAGUGCCAGUACCCGUUCGAGGGACAACGCACACACAUUUGCAUCAAUCCCUACCAUUAUCAUCGGGUCGAAACGACGCCUAGGGUGCUCUCAUCCUCAUCAUCAUCUGCUUCCCAAUCGCCUCCACUCAACCAAUUCCAUUUCAGCCAUCCACCCAUUGAUGUGCCCGGCUCGUCGAGCUCCUAUCAAACUCCCUCACCACCAAAUUAUCAAAGCUCAGCCUCAUCAAGAUGUUCUGUGUCACCUCCAUAUCCCGGACUUUAUGGACCAUCGCCCCAGAUGACUUACUCAAACGGUGGUUCUCCUGUGGGUUUCCUGGCGCAUAGUCCCGCACUUUCCGAUGACGAUGAGUGUCGGCCGACAAUUUCCCCUCUCGAGAACCUCUGGCCACCGCCGCCUUUCUGGGCAACGAUCAACUACUACGAGUUAAAUACCCGAGUCGGAGAACAGUUUCGGGUGUAUCACCCAGAGAUCACCGUAGACGGUUUCACCGAUCCCUCGCAAGACGAUCGCAUUUGUCUUGGUUUACUCACAAAUGUCAAUCGAAAUACCACUAUAGAGAAUACACGAAAACAUAUCGGAAAAGGAAUUCGGCUCACCUAUUCGAGUGAUACGAAUCUCAGUGUCACGAACUACUCGACGUCAGCAAUCUUUGUGCAAUCACGUCUUUGUAACUGGAAAAUGAAUUUGCGUCCACAAGCCGUACUCCGGGUUCCACCCACGGUGAGCACAGUGAUUUUCGAUAAGCAAAUUUUUGCCUCAAUGCUCCACAAUGCCCGUCAGGGUGGCUAUGAAAAUCUCUACGAUUUACAGAAAAUGUGCUUUAUUCGGAUAUCGUUUGUCAAGGGUUGGGGAGAGGAUUACCCGAGACAGGACAUCACUUCAACACCAUGCUGGAUCGAGCUUACCAUGCAUACUCCGCUUGCGUGGAUUGAUCAAUACCUCCAGACUGCCGGGAAGCCGAAUGCCAAAGUGACAUCAUUUUCU